GAGUCGUUUGUGGCUGGAUUCAGUCUGUGACACAAAUGGACCAAUUAGAGCUGGGAAACGCAAUAGCUUCGGAGAGCCGCACACGGAGCCCUUGCCAACUCGUUGGAACAGGAACGAAAAUGGACGGAACCGCCGGAAGCGAGAAGAUCAUGUACACGACGGCCACGGGCGCCUUCUUUGGCGCUGCCAUUGGCUCCGUCGAGUCCGUGUGGGCCAUCCCGAAGCUUGGCGCCAAGCUGCCGAAGCUCUCAAACCAGCUUAAGCACCUCGGCACGCGCUCGCUCGUGUUCGCUGCUGUUGGCUGCAUCUUUUCCACGGGUGAAUACGUGACGGCCUCGAUUCGCCAGAAGGAGGACCCGAUCAACGCUGGCGUCGGCGGUGCUCUUGUUGGCGUUGUGCCCGGUAUUGUGAAGCAGAGCAUGCGUGUUGGUGUCGGCGCUGGUGUUGCUGCUGGUGCGGCUAUGGCCGCUGCAUCGUACUGGCAAUCCUCCCAGGACACGGCUUUCGACAGAUACGCUGCUGCUCGUACCGCUGGUCGCGCCUAAGUUUGUGGAGGUGAGAUAGGUAGCGGCAAACGAAUCAAAUCAAUGAAAUGAAGGACACAUGACCACAGUUACGUGCAUGGAAUAUAGACCGUUUCCAGUAUGUCGACCAUGGAGGAGGCUGCCUAGCGCAGAGCAUGAAUGACUUAAUGGAGAGGUGAAAAUUGAGUUGAGCAAACACGAACGAGAAAACUGCAAUAUCUUCUUGUUUAACAUUGGCUGCUGAUUGAAGAGAUGGCAGCUUCAACGCUACAGUCUGAAAAGGGGUUUCGAGCAGACAUGCGAGUGCAUGCGCUCACACCGCGUCCGUCUCACUCCACGGCGACAAAUGAGCGUCCAAUAGUCAGUACUACAGUAUUGCCAUAGCAUGUUGUGGUAACAUGGUGCUCGCAAAUGCUUUCUCGUUUGCUUCGUCGGUCUA
Phytophthora nicotianae INRA-310 is the source of this 963-nucleotide messenger RNA. RefSeq lists its product as hypothetical. Lineage: Eukaryota; Oomycota; Peronosporomycetes; Peronosporales; Peronosporaceae. The record is from RefSeq and is a predicted model, not a curated record. Gene Ontology annotation, biological process: mitochondrial respiratory chain complex I assembly. Bases 36 to 545 code for a protein of 169 amino acids. The transcript is spliced from 5 exons.